AUGUAUGAUCAGAGUGAUAUCUCCCUGUAUGAUCGGAGUGAUAUCUCCCCGUGUGAUCGGAGUGAUAUCUCCCCGUGUGAUGGGAGUGAUCUCUCCCUGUAUGAUCAGAGUGAUAUCUCCCUGUGUAUUGGAGUGAUUCCUCCCUAUAUGAUCGGAGUGAUUCCUCCCUAUAUGAUCAGAGUGAUUCCUCCCUAUAUGAUCAGAGUGAUUCCUCCCUAUAUGAUCGGAGCGAUUCCUCCCUAUAUGAUCGGAGUGAUUCCUCCCUGUAUGAUCAGAGUGAUAUCUCCCUAUAUGAUCGGAGUGAUUCCUCCCUGUAUGAUCGGAGUGAUUCCUCCCUAUAUGAUCGGAGUGAUUUCUCUCUGUAUGAUCGGAGUGAUUCCUCCCUGUAUGAUCGGAGUGAUUCCUCCCUGUAUGAUCGGAGCGAUUCCUCCCUAUAUGAUCGGAGUGAUCUCUCCCUAUAUGAUCGGAGUGAUUCCUCCCUGUGUGAUCGGAGUGAUUCCUCCCUGUAUGAUCGGAGUGAUUCCUCCCUGUAUGAUCGGAGUGAUUCCUCCCUGUGUGAUCUCUCCCUGUGUGAUCGGAGUGAUUGCUCACUGUAUGAUCGGAGUGAUUCCUCCCUGUAUGAUCAGAGUGAUUCCUCCCUGUAUGAUCGGAGUGAUUCCUCCCUGUGUGAUCUCUCCCUGUGUGAUCGGAGUGAUUCCUCCCUAUAUGAUCGGAGUGAUUUCUCUCUGUAUGAUCGGAGCGAUUCCUCCCUAUAUGAUCGGAGUGAUCUCUCCCUAUAUGAUCAGAGUGAUUCCUCCCUGUAUGAUCGGAGUGAUUCCUCCCUGUAUGAUCGGAGCGAUUCCUCCCUAUAUGAUCGGAGUGAUCUCUCCCUAUAUGAUCGGAGUGAUUCCUCACUGUAUGAUCGGAGUGAUUCCUCCCUGUAUGAUCAGAGUGAUUCCUACCUGUGUGAUCUCUCCCUGUAUGAUCAGAGUGAUAUCUCCCUGUGUAUUAGAGUGA
Pecten maximus is the source of this 996-nucleotide messenger RNA. RefSeq lists its product as uncharacterized. The record is from RefSeq and is a predicted model, not a curated record. The transcript has a single exon. The coding region runs from base 1 to 996 and encodes 331 amino acids. Lineage: Eukaryota; Metazoa; Mollusca; Bivalvia; Pectinida; Pectinidae.